AUCAGAUUUUCAUUUAUCUUUUUUUUUUCGCAAAGAAACCACUAGAGAAGAAGCUCAUUUCCGCCCUGUGUCUUCAUGCCGGAGGUGAUCGAGAACCAGAGGUGGUACCCCAUAGUGGGCUGGUCAGCGCGUCUGUACGCGGAGGACCCUCCCGCCUGGUGCACAACCAGCCAAGAGGCUUGUCCUAGCACAGACGAGCAGAAGGAGUUCGUUUGGACAGUUUACAAGGGCGAAGACUACGACGAGGACGGCUGGCUCUACGGUGAGAAGUUCACCGACACACUGGGCCCCAUGACGCGCUCCAGCGCCGUUCGUACUCGAGUCUGGAUGGGCAGCAAACCAACUGACCAGGAAGAUACCAACGCAGCGUCGUCUAAGACCGAGAACGCCACUUCUGGAGCUGAAGAGGCCUCUGAGACGGGGGACAGCAGCCCUGACUGGCAGACACUCUUCCCGUCCAACAAGAAGGAUGACAAAACAGAAGAAAACAAAGAAGACUCAACUUCUGAACCACUAGACGCGAAGACUGGAGAGAAUGAAGCAGACACAGCUUCAUCAGCUAAGGAAGACAACGUGCUGUUCCCGUUGCCUGACGAUAAGAAGAACGGCUCACGUAGCGAGACGAGAUCUUCUGGAUUCUUUGGUAGGAUCUCGUCCGCAGUGGUGUCGCUGCCAUCGUCGGCGAUCAACUUGGCGGGAUCAUCGUCCAAGCAGGCAGUAUAUGGCACAGUGCAGUCGAUUAAGGAAGCGUCACUAUUUGGAUUAGAGAUGGCACAAGCAGCGACUGCGGCUGCCAUUUCCGCAGAGCCGCAACUCCCUCAAAAGCACAAAGGACACAAACCCAGCUCUAAAACUCCCGACGAAGACGACGCGGAGGUUCUUUCCAUGCUGUCCAAGCGGUUCCCAGAUCUGUCGCCUGUUGAGAGAUCACUGGUGACAUGCUGUGAGGAUAGUAUCCCCAAGUAUGUAUCUCCUCCGGAACUUACAGAGUCAAAGCACUGCAAGGAAUGCGACGUGGAGUUUGGUAUGACCAAGUUCCGCUAUCAAUGCGGCUACUGCUCUGAAUCUUUCUGUCGGGAUCAUUUACCCGAGUCUGCAAUCAUACGUGCGUACGGCCACACAACUCCGUCCAAAUUAUGCAAGAAUUGUCACUACAUUUUGAUGGAAAAGAGCGACCAGCAGCUCGUACAAUGGCGCAUUGAACGUGUGAAGGACUACCUGGAAGACAAGCUCAUUGUGUACUACAACACAGCCACCGACACUGCCGUGGACAAGAUCAUGCGGGCUGCAGGAGGAACUCUCGUCGCUGCAAAGUCCGCUCCGAUUGGGGCAGCAGCAAAAAUGGCUGUCGUGAGCGCCGAUUUCUUACGCAAAUACGGCAGAGCCGGCUUGAUUGGAUUUAUUCUUCGCAACGAGUUCAUGCAGUCUUUUUCAACCUUGAAAGGGUUGCUGGGAGACUUGGACGAUCUCGGAUUUCAAGAUGCUGCAAUUGGCACGUAUUAUUUCAUGGCGAUGAACCGAGGAGACCGUGGAGCAGAGCCAGAAGGAGAGAAGAAAAGCCACAAUGAAUGCGAACCAGUGUCGGACGAGUUCUUAGCGAAGGUGCUCAAGUACGCGCCCUUAGCGCUGCAUGGCAUUUACGAGCUGGAUGUUUUGGAUAUACAGCGCAUCAGUCGAUUACAAGGCUUCUCGCUUAUCUACGCACAUGUCCAGGACCAAGACGUCCGUCAUCCUUCGUUCGCGCUACUAGGCAGCAAGGAGAGCAAGACAGCGCUAGUGUUAAUCCGCGGCUCCAAGUCUGUUCAGGACGCACUGACUGAUAUUCAAGCGUAUCCAGAGGAAAUCGGGCUAUCUUCACCUGGUGCACCGCAGAGCGAGGCGACAGGAGGGUUUGUGGAUGCCUUCGCGCACAAUGGCAUGCUUAAAGCUGUCAUGUGGAUUAAGGACCGCAUUGUCAAGUCUCUUCGUGUGCUGCAUAGCGAAGGCUACCACAUUGUGUUCGCCGGUCACUCUCUUGGAGCUGGUUGUGCGGCGUUGCUGUCGGUUAUGCUCCAGAAGGAGUUCGAGGAUCUCGAGUGCUUUGCAUAUGCUGUUCCCGCUUGUGUGAAUCUGGGCGUGGCCGAGGCGUGCAAUGGCUUCGUCCACUCCAUCGUGCUUCGAGAUGAUAUUGUGCCUCGUGCCAAAGCGUCGAACGUUAUGAAGCUGGUUGAAGAGCUCAAGAACUUUAAAGGAUGCUGGCGUGACACGGCAUCUGAGGACUUGGAAGCGUUUAAAGAACGCGCAAAGACGCUGUGGGCUCCACGAAAACGCGAGUGGGCGAAGGAAGCAGCCGAUCAGAGAAAAGGGAAGCUUAAUCGUGACAAGGCGAUCUCUCCGAGUGAUAAACCCACUUUGGCUGAGAAGAAAGCGAAGGAAACAGAUAAAGACGAAGGCGUGUCGUCCUGGACUCUUACGCGGACAAACUUGAUUGAUCAACUCGAUAAGGCUGGAGAGAAAAAUACUGAAGACGAAGCACUUGAGCCUUCAGAUAAGGCACUUCACGAGGAAGAAAAAAUGGCUGCAGAAUUGGUGGCGACACUGGUGGAUGACCCCAAGGAGCUUUAUAUUCCUGGCAAGGUGACGCACAUUUACUUCUACAAAGGCAUCUACGAAGCUGUACACGUCGAUCGCAAGUGUGAAGAACUCUCUCAUAUUCCAGUACAGCAGAAUAUGUUGAGUGACCACUUGGGUUGCAACUAUCUAAGCGCUCUGCGUGUUGUGCGUGACGCCCGUCGUGCCAAGCCUACACUACCGGAGUGGGUGCCUUUCAGCACCAAGACGCGCUGUAUGUGCUGCGACUCGCCGUUCACGUGGAACUCGACGUCCUCUAGUGAAAGCUCAGCAGAACCGAGACCAGCACAACUGUCGACGCUGCGGUGCCCUCGUGUGUGAGGGCUGCUCGCAGAAGUUCAAGUCUAUUCCAGAAUUUGGUAUCAACGUACCAGUUCGCGUCUGCGAUCGCUGCUACUAUGAGGCUUAAAAAGUGAAACUCGCAUUAGAUUGCACAAAAAAGCAAAAAAAAAAAAAAAUAUUAUGUAGACAAAUAAUUACUCACUGCCUGCCUACACACAGUUAAACGCAGCGCUUAAUUGUUCGUGAACAACUCACGCAGAA
Molecule: messenger RNA, 3153 nt
Organism: Phytophthora nicotianae INRA-310
Lineage: Eukaryota; Oomycota; Peronosporomycetes; Peronosporales; Peronosporaceae
Exons: 2
Coding region: 76-2931 (951 amino acids)
Biological process (GO): lipid metabolic process
Molecular function (GO): metal ion binding
Source: RefSeq, a predicted model, not a curated record